GGUUGUGGUGGCACCAGAGAUCGCUAGCACCAGACACAUCCAUUGCCUGGGAUGAAACCGUGCUACCGGCACGAGCCGUGUCCCAGCGUUGUCCACCCCAUCUCUGACACUUGAGCCCUUAGUGUAGGCACAGGCAGGCGCUGGUGCAGGCAGGGCAACCUCAGCCCCCAGGCAGGGCUGGCUCCGGGUCCUUCGUGAUGGGACACCACCUCCUGCCAGCUAGGCACUCAGCGGAGACUGUGGGCAGCAGCCCCCCGGCGAACUGGGGGCUGGAGAUAGGCAAAACCUUGGGGCUGGGGCCACCUUAACUUCCCGGCGAUGACGCCAUGGGGGCGGUGACCCGGGGAGGUUUAAAAGCUGCUACUGACAAGCAGCACUGGGGUAUUGAUUCAGGAGGGGCUGUAGUCACGGCUGGCAGGAUGACAUCCACGAACGAUCUUUGGGAGGUGCCCCCCAACAAGCUGGACCACUGGAUCAUGGAGGUCCUGCAGCCCAGCACGGAUUUCUGCAUGGAGGUGAAGAAGACAGUGAAGAAUAUCUGCAACUUCUUGAAGGAGCAGUGCUUUGAAAACAUCCGUGUCCACAAGACUGUCAAGGGUGGCUCAGCAGGCAAGGGCACGGCACUGCAGAACAAAUCCGAUGCUGAUGUGGUGCUCUUCCUCAGCUGCUUCGUCAGCUACCAGCAUCAGAAGCAGGAAAUAAAGCAUAUCCUGGAUUUGAUCAAGGAGAGGCUGGACGCCCGCAAGGAGAGCUUGGCUUUCACAGUGCGUAUGAGUAGCCCCAGUUACAAGGGCCCUGACAAUACACGACGCUCCCUCAGCUUCACUCUCCGCUCCCAGGACGCUAAGGAGUCCAUUGAGGUGGACAUUCUGCCUGCCUAUGAUGCCUUGGGACAGGUGAGCAAGUAUACCCCACCAAAGGCAGAGGUGUAUGUGGAGCUCCUGAAUGCCCAUGGUGGUCCUGGGGAGUUCUCUCCUUGCUUCACUGAACUGCAAAAGGCAUUUGUGAAGCGUUGCCCAGCCAAGAUGAAGAACCUCCUGCGCCUGGUCAAGCACUGGUACAAGGAGAUGCUGAAGCCACGAUAUCCUAAAGCUGACCUGCCUCCAAAGUAUGCCCUGGAACUAUUGACCAUCUAUGCCUGGGAGGAGGGUACAAACUCCAGCCAGAGCUUCAACACGGCUCAGGGCUUCCGUACAGUGCUGGAGCUGCUGCGCCGGCACCAGGAGAUCUGCAUUUACUGGCAGACAUACUACUCACUCCAGCACAGAGAGAUUGGUGCCCACAUCAAAAGUCUGCUGCACAGUCCCUGCCCCAUUGUCCUGGACCCUGCUGACCCCACAGGGAUCCUGGGCCAAGGCAAGGAUUGGGACUUACUGGCACAGGAGGCAACCUACCACCUUUCGCUGCCCUGUAUCAAAGACACCCAGCCCUGGGAUGUACAGCCAGCCCGGCCUGUGACGAUUGACGUGAAGCAGCUGACAGGCAUUUCUGUCCUGACAAUAACUGUCAGCCCAAGCACCACCAUCUGGCAGCUGAAGGAGAAGAUCGAGCAGGCGUCGGGCAUCUCCCGGUACAAACAGCGUUUGGCGAAGCAGGAACAAGACGCGAGCACCCCUCUCCUUCUGGAUGGCAAGACCUUGGCCGCCCUCGGCAUCUUCUACAACACCACACUGGUGCUGCUGCAGACCGAGCCCCAGGCGAUAGAGGUCUUUGUGAAGGAUGACAAGAACCGGACCACCACAUACACUGUGCAGCCCACUUCCACUGUCCGUCAGCUGAAGGAGCAGAUCCACAUGCGGCAGGGGCCUCCUGCUGACCAGCAGCGCCUGACGUACGGCUCCAGGGAGCUGGAGGACCGGCACACACUGGCAUACUAUGAUGUCCAGCCCAGGAGCACCAUCUACAUGCUCCUGCGGCUUCGUGGCGGUGCAGACCCUCAGCUGCCUGCCUGCUCGUUCUCCUGAGCAUUGCCCCAAACACCACCCCACACCUCUGUACCACAGUGUCAUGCUGGAAAUAAAUGCCGUGGCAGA
Pogoniulus pusillus (Red-fronted tinkerbird) is the source of this 2033-nucleotide messenger RNA. RefSeq names its product 2'-5'-oligoadenylate synthase 1-like. Gene Ontology annotation, biological process: defense response to virus; regulation of ribonuclease activity; negative regulation of viral genome replication. The record is from RefSeq and is a predicted model, not a curated record. NCBI's taxonomy places the organism in Eukaryota, Metazoa, Chordata, Aves, Piciformes, Lybiidae. Gene Ontology annotation, molecular function: 2'-5'-oligoadenylate synthetase activity; double-stranded RNA binding; protein binding. The transcript has 6 exons. Gene Ontology annotation, cellular component: cytosol; nucleoplasm; membrane. Bases 327 to 1964 code for a protein of 545 amino acids.